UAUACGUUGUGACACCUCGCGGUCAACGUUAAGGGAGAUGUAAUAUUUUCCGGUAAAGUAGUUUGGCAGUUACUACAGAGAUUAAGGGAGUAAAAGAGUACGUAGAAAAUGUAAAUUUACAUCAGGUGAAUCAAUCACGCUAAUCUGCAAUUUGGAUCGCUGCUUCGAGCGCGAUUAAAUUCUCGCGAGUCCGUUUGAUAUAACCAUCGGUGUGCGUUAGAUUAGUAGCAUAUAUUGCGAUAGAGCGCUUCGACGUGUAUCAAAACAUUGAUCGGUGCAGUGAAAGUGAUCAAAAUUAACAGAAUUUAAUAAUAUUUCGACAAUGUAGCCUGAUAUAUUAUAUUCGGUAGUAAUUUGAGUUCGCAUUGCUAACCAAUGCUUCUGUUACACACGUACGGGAAAAAGUGUGUUGAUUCGUGGUUAUUGUUCCUCCUCUGGGGCAUUAAUAGGUAAAAGAAAAUGAGCGGAGAUAUGUUCGAAGGGAAAGAUUACCCAACUCAAUGGGCACUCAAUCCUUCCGCUUACCAAAACAUGAGCAAUGAUCAAGUUGACUGGGCUGCAUUAGCUCAGCAAUGGAUCAAAAUGAAAGAGACUGUAGUACCACCAGCACCACCUCCACCUAGUGUUAACCCCAUAUGCUCUGGGACUGAUAGUGGAGAGGCCCCAAUGGAUAUGGAUACAAAGGAAGAUGAUGUACCGCCUGCCCCACCUGCUCCAACAAUCAGUGGAUCAGCUGAAGCUUGGAGUCAGUGGAAUCAGUGGGGCCAUUGGAACGCCACAGGUUCUGGUACAGGUACUUGGGAAUGGACUGGUGUACCUCCUCCUGGUGUUUCAAUAGGUUCUGAUGGGAAACCUAUGGGGAUUCCUACAGUACCUGUUAUUCCACCUGCUCCAACUAUUUCGACAACAACAGAAUUUAGUGUGCCACCACCAGCAGCACCAUCAUUAUAUUCUUAUAAUUCAGUACCUCCAACACAACCUUAUAGUCAGGUGACUAGCUAUUGGUCCGGAGAACCACCGGCUACGAUACCUCCUCAACCACCCCCUUUUAUGAAAGGAGUCAGACAUGCGAAUCGAACGCCGCAUAUGAGGCCUAUGGACCCUGUAAGGUGUCGAGAGGAUAGAGAGAAAACACCUGAAGAAGAUACGACCACAACUAUAGACGCUGCGAAGCGUAGACAGUUGCCAGCGUGGAUUAGAGAAGGUUUAGAAAAAAUGGAGAAAGAGAAACAGAAAGCUGUCGAGAGGGAGAGACAAGAGAUACUGAGGAAACAGGAAUUAGAAGCUCGGAAGCAAGCCGAAGACGAGGCUCGGGCUGUAUUGAAUCCUAGUAAAAGCAAAUUUGAUUCUGAUUCCGAGAAAGAAGCGGAACAGGAUCCGGAGGAAGGUGUACGUAAUCAGCAAGUGACUGAGAAAACGUUCGAACGGACUCCGGAUAUUCUUCUUCGUCCCCGGAAAUCACGAUUUCGCGAUGCAGACUCGCCGGAUGCUCAUACGUACACAGAUAGAAGUCCGACAACAUCUAAUACAAUUAUAGCAACUCCGAAGCGAACGCGGGAGGAGAUGCUACAAGACGUGAUGUUGAAGGUACGAAGGUCGCUGACGGAAAUUCUACUGGAGGUAACAAACGAGGAAAUCGGUUCUAUAUGCAGAGAGGUUUGGAGCCGCGCACGUGCCAAAGUCCCUGCAGGAGAGAUCCCCGUCGCAUCCCUCAACAACAUGGCCCCUCUUGCUCAGAUCACUCGUAAACUUGGUCUGGGCAUCUAUGGCGACAGCAACAGCGAAUCGGAGGAGGAGCAGAACGAACACGUCCAGACUCAAAACAAUGAUAGUGACGACGAGCUCAUUGAAAUGGUCAAACGGCGUCAACAAGCAUUCAAAAAGACGGAGGAGGAAAUCGAGGCGCGCCUGGCCGAAGAAGAUGAGAGAGAAGAUCAACGUUACGAGGAGCAGUAUAAUAAGCAACAGGAAAAUCAUACUGGUAAUACAAGCUGCAGGGAUUCAGUUGAUGAAAAAGAAACGGUAAAUAAUCAAAGAGAAGCUUCUGAAACUUUAUCGAGCGGCGGACAAAGUCCACAGCAACAAGUACCGCCGCCUGAUACGGCAAAGACCAAUACUCCAUCGGGCUCGGCCGAUUCCGAAUCUAGCAGUUCCGAGUCGUCGAGCUCUGACUCGAGUCGUAACUCGUUGAAGAAGAAACGAUCGAGCAAGGUUCGUGAUCGUGAAUAUCGAAAGAGGAAGUCGAAGAGUAGAAGUAAAUCGAGAGGCAGAAAGUCAUCUCGAUCACGUUCGUCCGAGCGCGGCCGCAAACGCAAGUCCAGGUCUAGAUCGAUAAAGUCCCGUAAAGAAUAUCGUUCAAGGUCUUCGAGCAAUUAUAGGUCCAGUAAGAAGCACAGAUCGCGAUCGAGAAACCGCAAGCGACGCAGAUCCCGCUCAAGGAGCCGUAGAUCUAGAUCCAGCACGGCAACCAGGAAAUGGUCACGAUCACCACAUUCCAGGGGAAAGAGGAAAUCGCGUUCUCAUUCACGUGGCAGGAGAAGAAGCCGGUCUUAUUCAACAAGACGUAGCAAAUCCCGUGGCAGAGAAAAACGGAGGACGUCCAGAUCCCGAUCCCGAUCUAGGGAUCGUAGAGACAGAUCGCGUACGCGCUCGAAACGCUCGCAAUCUUACGUUUCCAGGAGCAAGAGGAGGACGCGAUCUAGAUCUAGGGAUCAUAGAAAAUCGCGAUCGAGAUCAAGGCAGUCGAAUCACCGGGACGGUAAGAAAUCGUCAUCGCAUCGGUACAGGAAUUGAACCCUGACCAACUUCUAGCCAAGGUUGUAUAUACAUAUUCAUAAUUAAAUUACUUUUCGAGUAUGCUUCGUACGGAAAUAAUAAAAGAAUGAAAACGAUACAGAGGAAGAUUAAAAAAAGAAGGAAAGUAUACCCUUUUGUUGUCCAUAUACAUCAGGUAAUAUUAACGUACUACUAUCGAAUGCGAAGGUUUUCACUUGCGAUUGUACAUUUGACAUUUUUGCACGUGCGCCCGGGUUUUCAAUUAUCGGAUUAUUGUCACUUUUCCUAUUUCAUUAGGUCCGUUUGAGGAAUCUAUUAUUACCUCCAAUUGUAUAGUAUCCUAAGAGUUUGUGUAAUUAUUUUCAUUUAAUAGUCGACAGAUUUUUAACUUCUGCGUAUACGAAAGUCAACUAUUUUCCCUUUUAUUAGAUCUAUUUCGAACACACAUGAUUCACUUUUCUGUAGAAUAACAUAUGCGUCAACGGAUUCUUGCAUUCAGGAUUUCCGAUUUACCAUUAUUUUGUAACCAUGUAUCUAUUUUGUACGAAGAUAAAAUAGCAUGCAUUUCGCAAUGGUCGCUCAGAAUAACACGAAGUUCCGACUGUAUUUUCUCGUCGCUGUUAAUUUUCUCACAGACGUUCGAUUGCGUCGUACUAAUCAGUGAACGCUACUAACGACAAAACAAGAUAGUUUCAUUACAACCGAUCAUUUGACGAAGUAAGAUUUCCAGUCGUUUAAUUUUCAUCCUUGAUUUAGAAUCAUCAGUCCUUCUUUUAUGUAUCGGAUGAUAAUCGUCGCAUCGAAUCAGUAAAACGAAAAAGAAAUUGUUAUAAUUCUCAACAAAUCGCGAUGCAUCAUUAACAAAAAUAAUUAUACACAGAUACUUGCAAGACUUAUCUGUUGGUUCAGUUACUUCAUGUAUUAAAGAUUUACGUUUCGCCGUAAGUCAUGAUUUCAAUGUAUUGUAAGUACGGGCCUUACAUACAUAUUGCUAUGACAAGUGUAACGAGUCAUUUUUAAUUGAGAUGAAUAAAUAAAAAAUAAGAAAUAUACAUUAACGAAACAUGUAGACUUA
Messenger RNA from Ceratina calcarata, 3850 nucleotides. Its product is annotated as arginine/serine-rich protein PNISR. NCBI's taxonomy places the organism in Eukaryota, Metazoa, Arthropoda, Insecta, Hymenoptera, Apidae. Bases 460 to 2793 code for a protein of 777 amino acids. The transcript is spliced from 11 exons. The record is from RefSeq and is a predicted model, not a curated record.